This is a messenger RNA of Knipowitschia caucasica, 3699 nucleotides long. NCBI's taxonomy places the organism in Eukaryota, Metazoa, Chordata, Actinopteri, Gobiiformes, Gobiidae. The record is from the annotation of a GenBank genome assembly.
AUGUUUGGCUUUCACAAGUCAAAGAUUUACCGGAGUAAUGAUGGUUGUUGCAUCUGCAAGACCAAGUCCUCCAGCUCUCGCUUCACAGACAGCAGUCGGUAUGAAGAAACAUUCAGGCUCUGCUUUGGGCUGUCAGAGGAACGUGUUGGGGACAUUUGUAAUGCCUGCGUCUUACUAGUAAAAAGGUGGAAGAAAUUGCCUCAUGGAUCUAAGAAGAAUUGGAACCACGUGGUUGAUGCCAGGGCAGGGCCAGGUUUCAAAAUGACAAAACCUAAGAAGAUGAAGAACAGUGAUGGAAAGAAGAAGAGCAAACUAAAGAAGCUUCACAAGUUAAAACGUCAAAAUUCUGAUGCCCAUAGCACUACCUCUAGUGUGUCUCCUGCCCAGUCCCCCAGUUACAGCAACCAAUCAGAUGAUGGUUCAGAUAUUGAAUCCAAACAAAGAAGGCCGUCUCCGUCCAUCUAUUCCUUUUUGGAUCGGACAUAUUGGAAACGGCAAAAGGUUUGCUGUGGUAUAGUCUACAAAGGGCGCUUUGGAGAGGUCAUCAUCGAUCCUCGUCUUUUUAAGCCCUGUUGCAACACCAAAAAGCAGAAGACGCUGGUAUCCACACAGGUGGCCACACACCUCCCAGAGUCUCUUCCGCCGAAACUAUCAGAAGAGAUCAAAGACACCUGUCGUCAAAGCGCAGCGCUCGCAGAGAAUCGAGCUGGGACUGUAGUGACAGAUCCCUGUGCAGAUGGAAGUGAUGGCUGUCACAUUGAUGCUAUUUGUCAAACGACUCCAGGCUCAUACAAGUGCACGUGCAGAGCAGGUUUCAAAGGUGACGGAAAACAAUGUGAAGACAUAGACGAAUGCGACCUGGAUCACAAUGGUGGAUGUGUACAUGAAUGCAACAACAUACCAGGGAACUACAGAUGCACUUGUUAUGAUGGGUUUCAUUUGGCACAUGACGGUCACAACUGCCUGGAUGUGGAUGAAUGCAAGUUCAACAAUGGUGGGUGCCAGCACACUUGUGUCAACACCAUGGGCAGCUACGAAUGCCGCUGCAAAGAUGGAUUCUUCCUCAGUGACAACCAGCACACCUGCAUCCACCGGUCUGUGGAGGGCCUCAACUGUAUGAAUAAGGAGCACGGCUGCGCCCACAUCUGCAAAGAGACUCCCAAGGGAGGAGUGGCCUGCGAGUGCCGUCCAGGGUUCGAGCUGGCCAAGAACCAGAGGGGCUGCAUUUUAACGUGUAUUCACGGUAAUGGGGGAUGCCAACACACAUGCGAGGACACAGAUCAGGGUCCCAUAUGCAAGUGUCACCCCAGGUACACUCUACAGUCUGACAAGAGAUCCUGCUUAGAACGAGAUGAGGCCACCACAGAGACUGCAGACAACAACGCCACCUCCUUUACUGAAGUGGAUAAACGGGUGAAGCGAAGGCUCCUGAUGGAGACUUGUGCUGUGAACAACGGAGGAUGUGACUGCACCUGUAAAGACACGUCCACAGGCGUUCGCUGCACUUGUCCAGUUGGAUUCACUUUACAGCCGGACGGAAAGACGUGCAAAGAUAUUGAUGAGUGUGAAGUUAAUAACGGCGGCUGCGAUCACUUCUGUAGAAACACCAUCGGCAGCUUUGAAUGCAACUGUCAAAAAGGCUUCAAACUUCUCACAGACGAGCGCUCCUGCCAAGAUAUAGACGAGUGCUUCUUUGAGCGGACCUGCGAUCACACAUGUGUGAACUCCCCUGGUAGUUUUCAGUGCCUAUGCAACAAAGGCUUCACCAUGUAUGGACUGGCCCACUGUGGAGAUAUAAACGAGUGCAGUGUUAACAAUGGAGGCUGUGAGCAUAUAUGUGAAAAUACUUUGGGUGGAUUCGAAUGCUUUUGCUAUCCUGGCCACAAACUGCACUGGAAUAAAAAAGACUGCAUUGAGACUGAGAGUUUGCCACCUGCCAAAACUUCCACUAAACCUACACUGAACUGCAGUAAGCAGGAGGGAGGGGAUCGUUGUUCCCUGACCUGCCAGUCACAAGUUCAUAUCAGCAGCGGCACAGAGGAUUCAUACACAGUGACCUGUGGAGCGCCUCUGCCCUGCCCGUCUGAUGUUCAAAGUAGCAACAAUGGCCUGCACUGCUUCGGUCAAGAUAUGACAAGUGUUCCACGUAUAAGGACGACAGCCACCUUCCGGUCCGGCACGGCAAAGUGUAACUUAAAACGAAGCCAGGAAAAACUCAAAGAGAGUAUAAACUUGGCACAUUCAGACAGCUUGUUCCCCUUCACUGAAAAUGUCCAGUUCAGUUUUGUGAGCCUCCGCUGCAUGUCGUCCGGUCAACGCCCCCGGAGUCGCCACGGCAGAAAAACCAGCGAGGAGGACGGCUCUUCCAUCACCGCAGAGUUUGUGCUGGAUGUGAACCCAGAGGAGGUAACAGCAGAGACUUGCGACCUGAAUUGCGUGCGCCGGCGUUCGGAGAAGAGACUCAAAAAGACCAUCCGGACCUUGAGAAAAUCCAUAAAUCGGGAGCAGUUCCACCUCCACUUUGCCGGAUCAGACUACGAGCUGGGAAAGAGCUUGGUCCAGCCUGCAGAGCUCCCGGGGCACUGCGUUGCUGGUCAGGUGCUUGUGAACAGGAAAUGUGUGAGCUGUACAGUGGGGACGUACUUUGAGCUGAACCUGGGGAGGUGCAUGCUGUGUCCAGCCGGGACGUAUCAGGACGAAGAGGGGCAGAUGUCCUGCGAUGUUUGCCCUGCUCCAGAAGGACGAGAAAUCUCCAAAGUGGUGGGAGCUCGAAACCUUUCAGAAUGUGGAGGUCAGUGUCCUCCGGGCCAAUACUCUGGGGAUGGCUUUAUUCCCUGCCUGCCUUGUCGACUAGGAACAUAUCAGCCUGACGUGGGACGCACCACCUGCCUCCCCUGUGGCGGAAACCUGGUCACCAAACACACUGGAGCCGUCUCAUUUCAAGAGUGUGAGACCAAAGUUCAAUGCUCUCCUGGCCAUUUCUACAACACCAGCACACACCGCUGCAUUCGCUGUCCAAUGGGAACCUACCAAGGAGAGUUUGGACAAAACUACUGCGUUGCCUGUCCUGGAAAUACUACAACUGACUUCGAUGGCUCCACAAAUAUCAUGCAAUGCAAAAAUCGCCAUUGUGGUGGAGAAUUAGGGGACUUUAGUGGAUUUAUUGAAUCCCCUAAUUAUCCAGGAAACUACCCUGCAAAUGUUGAAUGUACUUGGACAAUCAACCCUCCUCCCAAGCGCAGAAUCCUUAUUGUGGUCCCGGAAAUUUAUUUACCCAUUGAAGAUGAGUGUGGAGACUACUUGGUCAUGAGAAAAAGUUCUCUUCCCAACUCUGUGACCACAUAUGAGACCUGUCAGACAUAUGAGCGGCCCAUAGCUUUCACCUCUCGCUCCAAAAGGCUUUGGAUACAGUUUAGAUCCAAUGAAGGCAACAGUGGGAAGGGCUUCCAGGUUCCAUAUGUGACGUAUGAUGAGGACUACCAAGAAUUGAUAGAAGAUAUCGUCAGAGACGGAAGACUCUAUGCCUCUGAAAAUCACCAGGAAAUACUAAAAGACAAGAAACUCAUGAGGGCUCUGUUUGAUGUGCUGGCCCAUCCACAAAACUUUUUCAAUUACACCGCACAAGAAUCAAGAGAAAUGUUCCCCAAAUCCUUUAUUCGCUUUCUGCGCUCUAAAGUCCUACGAUUCCUUCGUCCAUAA